CUACUAGCUCUAAUCGAAGAGAAAGUGGAAGCGAUUAGUACACUACCCGAGCUAUUACCUAGUCCGAUACCCGAAUCGAUCACUAAGCUUAAAGACCGUGUUAAUAGGUUAGAAGACCGGUAUAGUGCCCCUUCUUACCUUAUAAUUGAAAUUAUUACUAACUAUACUAGGAUUACGGAGAAGCAAAAAAGGAUCGCCGACUUAGAGGCUUACCUCGAGAACCUUUAG
Molecule: messenger RNA, 228 nt
Organism: Penicillium coprophilum
Lineage: Eukaryota; Fungi; Ascomycota; Eurotiomycetes; Eurotiales; Aspergillaceae
Exons: 3
Source: RefSeq, a predicted model, not a curated record